Mesocricetus auratus (golden hamster) is the source of this 957-nucleotide messenger RNA. RefSeq names its product olfactory receptor 8K5-like. Lineage: Eukaryota; Metazoa; Chordata; Mammalia; Rodentia; Cricetidae. Gene Ontology annotation, biological process: sensory perception of smell; G protein-coupled receptor signaling pathway. Gene Ontology annotation, cellular component: membrane. The record is from RefSeq and is a predicted model, not a curated record. Gene Ontology annotation, molecular function: olfactory receptor activity; odorant binding; G protein-coupled receptor activity. The transcript has a single exon. Bases 16 to 957 code for a protein of 313 amino acids.
UUACAGAAGGCUGACAUGAGCCUGGGAAACUCAACAGUACCAGCUGAAUUCAUUCUGACACGAAUUACACACAGAGCUGAGCUGCAGCUUCCACUUUUAGGGGUGUUCCUAGUUAUCUAUGGAGUCGCCAUAAUAGGCAACCUAAGCAUGAUCAUUUUGACCAAGCUGGAUUCUCGCCUUCAUACACCUAUGUAUUAUUUUAUCAGACACCUGGCUUUCAUUGAUCUUGGCAAUUGUACUGUCAUUUACCCAAAGAUGAUGGUAAAUUUUGUAGUGGAUCAAAAUGUCAUUUCUUACUAUGCUUGUGCCACACAGAUGGCAUUCUACAUCACUUUUAUUAUCAGUGAACUUUUCAUCUUGUCUUCAAUGGCCUAUGAUCGCUUUGUGGCCAUCUGUAACCCUUUGCGUUACAGUAUGAUCAUGACUCAAAGACGUUGUCAUGUACUUGUUAGCAUUCCAUAUCUCUACAGUAUUUUCCAGUCUGUAAUGAUAACUAGUAAGAUUUUUACAUUAGCUUUCUGUGGUUCUAAUGUCAUUAGCCAUUUCUACUGUGACAAUGUCCCCAUGUUACUUUUACUGUGUUCAAAUGCACGGGAUAUAGAGUUACUGAUCAUAUUAUUUUCAGCACUUAAUUUGAUCUCGUCUCUCUUCGUAGUCUUAGUAUCUUAUCUUCUGAUUCUACUAGCCAUAUACAGAAUGCAUUCUGCAGAGGGUAGGAAAAAGGCAUUCUCAACUUGUGGUUCUCAUCUGACAGUGGUAGUAGUAUUUUAUGGAACUCUACUUUUCAUGUACUUACAGCCAAAAUCCACCCACUCAUUUGAAACUGAUAAAAUAGCCUCUGUGUUUUAUACAUUAGUGAUUCCUAUGCUUAACCCCUUGAUUUACAGCUUUAGAAACAAGGAAGUAAAAAGUGCCUUUCUAAACGUCUUUAAGAAUCGAUGUAAACUUAGUAUUUAA